UAAUAAUUAAUCAUGCAGCCAUUUUUUGCGCAAUUUAAUAUGGAUUUCCGACAAUUAAUUUCUGAAGAGCCCAAUUUAUUUAAUACAAGCUUUAGUGAUUAGUAAUUUGGAUAUUUAUUAAAUAGUUUUCAAUCCUAUGACAGUGAUAUAUCAUUUUAAUUUACCAACUAAUCACCGCCAUUUAUUCAUAUUGAAAAUCCAGGAAUCUAAAUGAUAUCUAUCAUUAGAAAUGAAGGAAGAAGCGGGUAAUUGUUUUAUUAGAAAUUAGUCAAAAAAAGUAGAUUUAAGAGAUGUACACAAGAUUAAGAUAACACGAAAUACAAAAUAAUAAAUUAAAUAAAAAUGAGCCUCAUAUAAAAAUAACUGUUAUUAAAAACCAAAAUCUAUUAAAUCCCAUUUAGUAAAUGGAACACUAUAUUAAUUAAUUUGGGUAAGUAUAUUUUCUAAAUAAAGAAUGAUAGGUUCAAUUAAAAAUGCAGAUUCAGAAGAUGUUAUAAUAGGAAGACAAGAGAAACUUGAAAACUAUUAAGGUUAAUUAAUAUUUCCGAAUGACAUAAGUACAUAUAUUAAUAAUUUUAGUUUUAAGAGAAACUGAGAGACUGAUUUCUAGAAUUCAUUGCAAAAUUAUCUUUAGAAACUUUUUUAGGAUAGAAACUUAAAUAUCACCAUUAUACAAAUAAACUUUAAGUUAAUUAAAAUUGCCUUAUAAUAUAAUUUAAAGAAUUAUUUUAUUUUUAGAGUAUUAUAAUAUAAUAUUUAAGGGAACCAAAAGAUUGUUAUGUCUAAGAUAUAGGUAGUGUAUUUGGAACACAUAUUAAAAUAGAUAGAAACUAUUCUCCAAUAAAAAAAUAUUAGUAAUAUAGUAUAGGGAGUGAAACUACAAUCUAGAUUCUUGAAAUUCAUAAUUUAGGAUCUGAAUAAAAAGAAAAGGAUUUAGAAUUUGAUAAACUGAUAUCAAAAUUAAGAAACAUUAAAUAUAAAUGUUCUUUGUAAGGAUUAGAUUUAAAACUUUAUGAAAGAGCAUUAUAAGCAGAAUUAAGUUUCGAUUAAAUUCUAUAAAAUUUAAAAUCUUAUAAUAUUCCAUUUAUUAUAAUGAAAUUUGGAGGAUCUGGAGUAACCGAUAAUAAUUAGAAUAUAUUUUUUGCUAAGGACAUUUCAUCUAUUUUUUCAAUAGGAAGAGGAAAUGAUAAUAAUAUCAGAAUAAAUUCAAAUACAAUAUCUAGAAAAUAAACUAGAUUCAGAUUUAAUCAAAAGUAUUAAUUUUUAAGAUAUUUAAAGAGAAAACAAUUGGGAAAUUGCAGAUGGAAGUUAAGAUAAAGAAUCAGCAAAUGGAACUUGGAUGCAAUUGUAAACUAUACAAGAAAGAGAUUAAAAACAUGAAUCUAAAGUAUUUCCUUUAAAGCAUUUAUCUGAAAUUAAAAUAAGUGAAUACAUUUUAAAAGUUGAACUUUUCAAAGGAAAGUAUAUUUUUUAUUUAUAUAAUAAGUUAAAAAGAUAAAGCUAGAUAUGAUGUAAUGAAAUCUUUGUUAUGA
Messenger RNA from Paramecium sonneborni, 1532 nucleotides. The record is from the annotation of a GenBank genome assembly. NCBI's taxonomy places the organism in Eukaryota, Ciliophora, Oligohymenophorea, Peniculida, Parameciidae.